Molecule: messenger RNA, 4245 nt
Organism: Parascedosporium putredinis
Lineage: Eukaryota; Fungi; Ascomycota; Sordariomycetes; Microascales; Microascaceae
Source: the annotation of a GenBank genome assembly
AUGGUAUCGCCCCAAGACCAGCGUCUGCCCGACGGCGCGGAUCUCGCUGAAGCUGCUGCGACCGACAACGUCAUACCCCGCGCGCCGCUCACCCAACCUUCCACCCAAAAUGCCAUGAGCCCCGACCAGGUCCUCAGCGGCAAACAGGAGCAUUACCUCAAACGAGAGCUCCUCUCGGAGCAAGUCAAGGCCGAAAUCUCUGAGCUCAACUCGCCGACCGCAUUACACAAGGCGAGAGAGAAGGAGUUUUGGCAGGACAAACUGCAGGUGUUCCUCGAAUCCUUUGCGAAUAAGAGCAUUUCCUCUUCUGAAGACCGCUUAGAAGAAACCAAGCGGAGAAAGCUAGCUCUCAAAGCCCAGAAAUUGGUAGAGCUCAUGAUGGUCUCAGGUGUUCAAACCUCGUCUGGUUUCGAAGAGCGCAUUAGGUUCUCCGAGAUUGAGCUGGUUGACAGCAAUGCGAUUGAAACCGGCGUCAUGCAUACUCAGCCUGAAGGGAAUUACUUUAAUGGUUGGGAUGUCAAUAUCGCUGGUGUCCGUAUGAUUUCUAUCAAGCGGAACAUCCGGUACCAUAAGCAUGCUGAAUUCGUGUUGAGGGUCAAGAGGAAGGGUGAAAUCGAACACUUUGUUGCAAGGCGUUAUGGUGAUUUCCACAGGUUGCAUCACCGCCUGCGUCUCGAGCUUCCCGGCAAGGUGUUGCCUAUCCUGCCCAAGAAAAACAAAUCUGACACCACUACUCCGAGUUUCGUCUCACGCCAAACCGACGGGCCCGGAUCAGAGGAUUCGUCAUUGUCAUCCUUGUCCUCUCCGCCCACCGGAGUCGGAGUGGCCCCGGCGCAGGCUAACGGGAUCGCGGAGGGACCAUCCAUGACGCUUAGUGUCAGAGACAAGUCAGAUCAGUCGGUGACGCUUUUCCGUGAGACCCAAAGGGUUUCUUUGAGAGCGUACUUGAGAUCGCUCCUCCAGAGCCCCCAGAUCGCCCAGACAAACGCUAUUGAAGAGUUCCUGACUGGGGAGAGGAUUCAGCUGAAGGACGAGGAUGUUGACGACAUCAUGCGCCGUAAGGCCCUUGAUGAGCGCCGCGUUGAGGAACAGAAGCAAUUCUAUGAGAUUGCGCGGAAGCGCGCGGCUGACCUAGAUGUCUACAUGGAGCACAUACAAUACCGAAAGUUCGCCGAGUGGCUCCGAAUCGAGGUCGCAGCCACCAUUUACCAUCUAUUCCUUGCCGAAGACAACUCACCGGAGCUCUUCUCUCAGCUCAAGCGCAUCCACUCUCUUAUCCCGUACUCCGUUAUCAAAAAUGUUAUCCGAAUCGCCAACCCUGCCGCUGUCAUGUCCGGCAUCCUUGACAUCUUCCUUGCCCAGCCCUUCGGCACUCGCUCGUUGAUGCAGCGCAUCUUUUCUCUAACCCUCAACGACGGCAUUCGCGCUGUCCAAAAGUCCAUAGAUGCUCUCGCAGGAGGAUCGACGACCAGACAAGAUGCUGAGAGGUUGGGAGUGGACAAUAUUGUGGCCAUCAUGCAGUCUGAUGCAAUCGCUCCCGAAAUCACUCCAGCGCAAACGGAGCGCAUCUUCAAUGCUUAUGUUGCUUUCAAUAGCGCGGUGGAGAACAUUGAUCAAGAGCUCAAGCAAGGCGCACAACUCUUCUCGUACUUGAAGCAACUCUUGAAACUCAGCACACGACAGCGAGACAAGCUCAUGAUGUUGCAUCUCAUCGAGGAGCCCGUGACUCUCCAACUCUUCCGGGACCUCUUCACUAUUUUCUACGAGCCGCUUGUGCGGGUGUACAAAUCGGCAAAUGUGUACAACAGUGUUACGGAUUUUGCCAUGUUCCUUGACGACGUGAUCCAGGUUGUUGAAAAGUUCCAUGAGCAGGAUGCCUCCGCAGACCCCAACCAGACGGUGCAGGCUUUCAUCGACCUGUGCGCGAGGCACGAGCACAAUUUUUACAAGUUCGUGCACGAGGGCCCCAAGAACGGCACGCUUAACAUCAAUGCCUUGUACGAGGGUGCCGUCAGCAGUAACCUGGUGGACAAGCAAAUGGUAGUUGACGAAGUGAACGAGCUAAUCAAGUGGCAAGAGGCGCGAAAGAAGUGGCACCAUGACAAGACGCGGCAGAAAAUGGCAGCGGAACCAGCUACGGGACUGGAGGCCAUUGUGUCCAGCUUCAGCUCGUCAGACUUUGGACUGGAUCAGGAUGAUUUGGACGACUUUGCUUAUGAUGACGAGGAGGAAGACGAUACCGAGUCCGAGGCCGAGGAAGAUGACGAAUUAGAUCCGAUUGAGGCCGAGAGGAGGCGCCGGGCCAAGAGGAGGGAUCGGCUUCGACGUCGAGCAGGUGAACCGGCGAAGCCGCCGAUCACUGAGAUUCACAAGUUGAAGGAAAACUUCAUCGUCAUGCUACGACAGGUGCUCGCGGAUGUCUCGGACUCUCGAGUCAACCAUGUCUACAGCUUCGUCCUUGCUUCAGACACUCUCCGUGCCCAAGAAGCCUCUCCUCACCUCACCAAAAAGUACCAGGUCAUUGACCACGAGUAUGAUGCCCUCGUCGUCGGUGGUGGUGGUGCCGGUCUUCGAGCUGCGGUCGGUCUUGCUGAGGAGGGAUUUAACACCGCUUGUCUUACCAAGCUUUUCCCUACCCGUAGCCACACUGCCGCCGCCCAGGGAGGUAUCAAUGCCGCCCUCGGUAACCAGCAUGAGGACGACUGGAGAUGGCACAUGUACGAUACCGUCAAGGGUUCCGAUUGGCUUGGCGACCAGGACGCUAUCCACUACAUGACCAAGGAGGCUCCCGCUGCCAUCAUUGAGCUCGAGCACUACGGAUGCCCCUUUUCCCGUGAUGAGCAUGGCAAGAUUUACCAGCGUGCCUUUGGCGGUCAAUCCCAGAAGUACGGCAAGGGCGGCCAAGCCUACCGAACCUGCGCCGCUGCCGAUCGAACUGGCAAGGCCCUUCUUGAUACCCUCUUCGGCAAGAGCUUGCAGUUCGAGAACAUGAAGUACUUCAUUGAGUACUUCGCCCUCGAUCUCCUCAUGGAAGAUGGCGAGUGCCGCGGUGUUCUUGCCUACUGCCUCGAGGACGGCACUCUGCACAGGUUCCGAUCCAACCAUACCGUUCUCGCCACUGGCGGUUACGGCCGAACCUACUUCAGCUGCACCUCCGCCCACUCCUGUACCGGUGACGGCAUGGCCAUGGUUGCCCGUGCCGGUCUCCCCAACCAGGAUAUGGAGUUCGUCCAGUUCCACCCCACUGGUAUCUAUGGUCCUGGUCUCCUCAUCACCGAGGGCUCUCGUGGUGAGGGUGGUUACCUCCUCAACUCCGAGGGUGAGCGAUUCAUGGAACGUUAUGCCCCUACCGCCAAGGAUCUUGCCUCUCGUGACGUCGUGUCCCGAUCCAUGACGAUGGAGAUUCGCGAGGGCCGUGGUGUUGGUCCCGAGAAGGAUCACAUCUACCUCCAGCUCAGCCAUCUCCCUCCCGAGAUUCUCGCUGCCCGUCUCCCUGGUAUCUCUGAAACGGCUAGGCAUUUCAAGGGUGUCGAUGUCCGCAAGGAACCCAUUCCCGUCAUUCCCACCGUUCACUACAACAUGGGUGGUAUCCCUACUCGAUACACUGGCGAGGUCAUCACCAUCGAUGCCCAGGGCAACGACAAGAUUGUCCCUGGUCUCUACGCCUGCGGUGAGGCUGCCUGCGUGUCUGUCCACGGCGCCAACCGCCUCGGUGCCAACUCCCUUCUCGAUCUCGUCGUCUUUGGUCGCUCAGUCGCCCACACUAUCCGAGACAAGGCCACCCCUGGCGAGGCCCUCAAGCCCAUCGCCGCCGAUACCGGUUCCAAGCAGAUCGAGGACCUUGACCAGAUCAGGACCUCGGAAGGCCACCGCCCCACCGCCGAUAUCCGCCGGUCCAUGCAGAAGGCCAUGCAGGCUGAUGUCAGCGUCUUCAGGACUGAGGAGAGCUUGGCGGAUGGUGUCGAGAAGCUUAACAAGAUUGACAAGCUCUACCACGAGAUCGGCAUCAGCGAUCGUGGCAUGAUCUGGAACACUGAUCUCACCGAGGCUCUUGAGCUCCGUAACCUCUUGACCUGCGCUGUCCAAACCGUCGAGUCUGCCCUCGCGAGGAAGGAAUCCCGUGGUGCUCAUGCCCGCGAGGACUUCCCCGACCGUAACGAUGAGCUCAAGUACCGCAACGUCAUUGCCAACACCCUCGACGAGAACGACUGCAAGCCCGUUCCUCCUUUCAAGCGUGUAUACUAA